Molecule: messenger RNA, 2087 nt
Organism: Eruca vesicaria subsp. sativa (arugula)
Lineage: Eukaryota; Viridiplantae; Streptophyta; Magnoliopsida; Brassicales; Brassicaceae
Source: the annotation of a GenBank genome assembly
UUCUCACACAAAACAUCACCCGAGAAAACAAAACAAAACAAAAACUCCAAUUUCCUUUUUUUUGUGUUCUUUCCUUCUUCUGUGUCUCACGAUCGAAGUAAUCUGUUAAACUAAUCGAAUCAAAUCGUAAAGAAUUGACGGAAGAUAGAUUUUCGUGUGGUGGCUAUAUCCGACGAAACUCGGAAAAAAAGUUAUAAAUGGGUUUAGGCAAAUUCAAUUUCGACGCUAAUGAUCUCCCCGAAGACGGUAAUAGCGAUUCUCGCGAUGAAGGAGAUGGUUUUGGUUCGGUUUCGUGUUCGAUUUGUCUCGAGACGGUGGCUAAAGACGGCGAUCGAGCUUGGGCUAAUCUUCAAUGUGGUCACCAGUUUCAUCUAGAUUGUAUUGGCUCAGCUUUCAAUGCAAAGGGGGUGAUGCAGUGCCCAAACUGUCGGAAAGUAGAGAAAGGCCAGUGGCUUUACGCAAACGGUUGCCGUUCUUACCCUGAAUUCAAUGUCGAGGAGUGGGUUCAUGAAGAGGAUAUUUAUGAUAUUGGAAGCUACUCUGAAAUGGUAAUAGCCUUGUAACCCUUUCCCUUCCCAAGUUCUGUUUCUUCACUCAACUCCUCUGCCUCCUGAGGAUUGUCUUUUAACUGCUUGAGUUAUGUUCCAUGUCGAAAGUGCUUGUGUUUAUGUAUAUUUGCAGGCUUUUGGAGUUCACUGGUGCCCUUUUGGAAGUUCAGCGCGUCUUCCUUCCUUCGAGGAUGGAGAUUUUUCGCCGAGUUCAUAUCAUGAUCUCAUGGGGCAGCAAGGUUACUUUACAGAACCAGCAGCGCCAUCAGCAGGUCACCCAUGUCCAUAUGUAACUUACUUUGGCCCUGUUCAUUCUUCUUCCUCAAGCACUGGCGGUGCUGCAGGCGUUUCAGACACGUCAAGUUUCCCUAGUCACUGGAACACAGGCUCGUCCGGUGAAGUCCCAACUCCUUAUGGUUUCCCUGUGGAUCCACACUAUCACGGCUGGGAAUAUCACUCGCCUCCACCACCACAUCCUCCACAGCACUUCUCUGCUUCUAACCCUCACGUGGGCAGUCCAACACAUCCCACGCCUCCACCAGCUGCUUCAAGGACUUCCCGAGCCAACGGCUCAGAUGUUAUAAGACCAAGACCGCCUCAUUUCAUGCGUCCAUCUUAUCAUGGUCACAGUUCUAGCGGUAGAGCAGGGAGCUCGGUGGCAGCUGUUCCGAGGUCACCGCCUUUUCCGGGAAGCAAUGCUCGGACUCGAGAUAGAAUGCAAGCUCUUCAAGCCUAUCACCAACAGUCUUCUGGUGCUGCACAGUCACACCAACCUGAUUCUCCCAUAGUGUCUCAUGGGCCUGUGUUCUCCUCUGGGAGGAGGCCCAGUAGAGCUUCCUUGAUGGGCUCAACUUCGUCUUCGUCGGAUCAGGCGGGUGGGAGCGCGUUUAUCCGGUUUAACAUAUGGGAGAGGGAGCCUUAUAUGCAAUUGCAACAGGCUUACCCGGUUAACCAGAUGGACAGAGAACAACCAUCACUUUGGACCUUCAAUGAAGGAUCAGGAAGUCUCCAUCAGAGGCAUGGAGGUGGAGGAGGAUCAUCAUAAGAGUCAAUGGCCGGGGAGAAUGUCAUGAAUGUUGGACCAAAGCUAAACCAUAAAAAAAAUUGGGAAUUUGAUAAACCUGAAAAAACUGCAUGCUCAAGUUAUGUGAUGAGUUGAUAAUCUAAAAAAAAAACACAUAUGAAUGUGGUAUGUAAUGGUUUGGAGAGAGACUGCUUUCCCAGUUGGUGGUGUGACCGUCCGGUUUGCGCCGGUUAAGGUCUGGUUUGGAUCAGGGUAGUAAAAUGGUCUUUGGAUAUUUGUUAUUAUUUUCUUGAGGAGGCUACAAUGGGUACCUAAGUGAAAGACACCCUAAUGAAACAUUUGUUUUCUUCUUCUUGCUAUGUUAAAUGUUAUAAAGUACUGACUUUUCUUUUUAGGCUAUCACAUUUUAUUCAAUGGUGAUGAUUUGUUAUCUAGGCCAAUUUACCAGACUAUAGUCUGUGUUACAACAAAAAAAAUAGAAGAUUAUGAGCCACAUUGAAAUAAAUGUUCAUGAG